Messenger RNA from Rhopilema esculentum, 1461 nucleotides. Lineage: Eukaryota; Metazoa; Cnidaria; Scyphozoa; Rhizostomeae; Rhizostomatidae. The record is from RefSeq and is a predicted model, not a curated record.
AUGAGUUCAUCAAGGACGCAAAGAACACGUAAACGCAACCGGGACACCGUAUUCUUAUUGCAAGGAGAAGUACAUUCAGCAAAAAAGGAGCUUUCGUCGCUUACGGAGCAGAACGAUCGGUUGUUGGGCGAAAAUGAACAACUCCGCAAGUUGAAUCUAGAUCUUGCUGGUCAGUUGAAGUUUGAAAAGAAGCAGCAAUGUUCACCUGAUUGUGCAUUUCAGGCAUUUAUCAAUCGCAUCAGUGCCGAGAAGUAUCAAGACUUGGUAAGGCUUGCAUUUCUGAGAAAGGUCACCAAAUACACUCAGCAACAGGAUGUCAAAAACAAACUCAUCGAGGUCCUUACGUCACCAAGACGGAAUUCAGUGUGUCUGGCUUUAACGCACCAUCCAAGUGAAUUUGCGUCUUCUGAAAAUGUCUUGGUGGACAAAGACUCGGGGAUAGUUGACGAAAAAAGCGAGCUAAGCUUGCAGAAUGAAAGCAACACACCCACUGCAACAUGCGAGGCUUUCCAACUCCAAAUUGGAUCGUUGAAAGAAGAACUAGCAUCUGCAGCUCUCAAGUACGACGAGAUCUCAAGGAAAUUGAACGCAGCACUGGCUCAGUUAGCUGCAUCUGAAAACCAAGCAAAGGAACUAGCAGACCAACUUAAGAAAGAGAGAGAAAAAUCGAGUACCAUUGCAAAUAAUUUGCAAGUAAAAGAGGAUGCUAUUGAGCGCAUCAGAGAAGAAUAUGAACAGAAGAUAUCUAAGAUGGUUAUGGAUCGCCAAGAAGAGAAGAAACAAGAUGAAAUGGGUAGAUUGGCAAUGGAAGAAGAGAAAGAUUCUGGCAAAGCAGAACUUGAAAAGGCCAAUAUCAAGAUACAAGAUUCAGAGGUGAAUAGCAUUGCAGCUCAUCUUGCACACACCGCCAUAUUAGAGUCACUUCAAGAAGAAAGCGAGGAGUGCCAAAAAGCCAGCCAUUUGCAAAUUGCAACUUUAGAAGAAAAGUGGGCCAAGGCGGAAAUCACUUAUAAAGAAGAAAGAAAACGAAACGAAAUGCUUGAAAUUGAAUUGGCAGUAAAGACAGAUGAGAUAAGGAUCCUCAAGAAGAAGAACUUGCAGGAGAAAAAAGACAAAACCCAUCUCUGGAAAGCGUUUGUUGGCCUUGCUGAAGAUAGAGCUGAUGCAGAAGAGCAAAUUUGCAAAGAACGGCGGGAAACGGCAAAAAAGAAUGCCUCGUUUGCGGAUCGGAUACAUAGACUGGAGGCUGAUUAUGGAAAGUUGGAUAGAGUGAACAAAAUUUUGGCAAAUAAGGUCGUAGAUAAAGGUGAAAGGUGCCGAGUAAAAGAAGAAGAAAAUCAAAGAUUGCACAAAUAUCUUAACAGUCUUGAAGAAAGGAUUGACUCAAAGGAACUUCUCGUUCAGCAUCUUCUAAGGAAACAACGCAGAGGAGUUUGGAAAAAGCUAUUCUGCUGCUCAUGA